Molecule: messenger RNA, 1646 nt
Organism: Nicotiana tabacum (common tobacco)
Lineage: Eukaryota; Viridiplantae; Streptophyta; Magnoliopsida; Solanales; Solanaceae
Source: RefSeq, a predicted model, not a curated record
AAUCUUAGUUCACUCCGAAAUGUGAGUCAGAAGGGAUUUUGGGUCAUGGGUAAUGCUCAGGGUCUCCAGUCUCUGGUUUCUUUGACGAUCACCUUAUGCAGGGGAGCCACAGAUGUUGGUCUUGAAGCUGUGGGAAAGGGAUGCCCGAAUCUGAAACAUAUGUGCAUUCGCAAGUGUUGCUUUAUUUCUGACGGUGGACUGGUUGCUUUCGCCAAAGCUGCUGGAUCUCUUGAGAGUGUACACUUGGAGGAGUGCAACAGGAUUACCCAAACGGGUAUCCUUAAUGCGGUUUCCAACUGCAGGAAAUUAAAGUCUCUUUCCCUAGUGAAGUGCAUGGGAAUCAAGGAUCUAGCUCUACAAACUUCCUUGUUGUCUCCAUGUGAAUCUCUUCGGUCCUUGUCUAUCCGAAGCUGUCCAGGAUUCGGGAGUACUAGCUUAGCUAUGGUCGGUAAGCUCUGCCCCAAGCUGCAUCAAUUAGAUCUCAGUGGGCUUUGUGGAAUAACGGAUGCUGGUCUCCUCCCGCUGUUGGAGAGCUGUGAAGCAGGACUUGUUAAGGUGAAUCUUAGCGACUGCCUGAACUUGACAGAUCGAGUGGUUCUCUCAUUGGCUAGGCUACAUGGUGAGACCCUGGAAUUGCUGAAUCUUGAUGGAUGCAGGAAGGUUACCGAUGCAAGUUUGGUGGCAAUUGCGGAUAAUUGCCCAUUACUUAAUGAUCUUGAUGUUUCUACGUGUGCAAUAACUGAUUCUGGUGUUGCUGCUUUAUCCUGUGGAGUGCAAGCUAAUUUGCAGGUCCUUUCCUUAUCAGGUUGCUCGAUGGUAUCAAACAAGAGCGUUCCUUCUCUUAAAAAGUUGGGGGAGAAUCUACUUGGUUUGAAUCUCCAACAUUGCUCCGUUAGUUGCAGCGCAGUUGAGCUUCUUGUGGAGGAUUUGUGGAGAUGUGAUAUUCUCUCCUAAACCAAAUGAGCACAAGGAAACGCAUCGAAAGUGGUUUGGAAGAACAAGCAGAAAAGUUAUUUGGUUCAUUCAGCUUCUAGCGAGACAGAAGCACACAUGAGUGUUGUUUUUUAGCCCGUGUAUUCGCGGCCAUCUGAUACUUCAGUGUCUCGGUUGUUUUCCGGGAGGCUAUGGCAAACCACUUUUUUCCAGGCUUCAUCAAGUCUUAAGCCUGUUUCCAACGUUUUUGGUCUCACAUGUUAUGGAGACUGCCUCUAUCGCGCCAUGGUUUCCUGAGAAUACAGUCACCGAGCACUGACACUAAAAUUUUCACUCAUGUUGCUCCUUGUAAAGCUACGCGGCUUGAAUCAUUCAGCUAAAACUUCUGUGGACGGAUUCGUUAUGCAUUUGCCUCCUUGGUGUGCUACAUUGCAGAAUCAGACCGUGUGUUCAUAGUCUAUCAUGUUAAGAGUCUUUAGUGUUCAUUGUAAGUAUCUACUUUCUGUAUUAGGCUUUAAUUGCUUGUGCAAAUCUGUAGUUUGGUGCCUGUUAUUCAGGGGCUUGGCCUUACAACCUACCUAGGUUGUUUUUUCUUUACCAAGUCCUAGUUUUUGAUAGGAUUAUCAGUCCUAUUUUUAGCAGGUUUCCAACAUUUUCAGAUUUGUACACUGCAACUAUGUUUUAUAUUAAUGAAAGUGGUAGUUUGUUUUCAA